AUGAAUAGAAUAAUAGAAUGAAAGCACAAGAUGUCAGUUUCUACUCGUUAGAAGGUGAUCGCCAUUCGCCACAUAAAAAAUGACUGUAUUUUCUAACAUGCACAGUGUAUGUGUCGUGCUGAUAGCGAAGGAAAGAAUGAAUGUCUCGUACUCGUCGGCUGCCCGUGGAAAUGUUUAGCCAUUGUCGAGGGGAGAGACAUGACUGCUGAGAUACUGCUGAGAUACCUAUUGGCCAGCAGGUAGUGUGUUCUUUUCUGACGGAUCGGAAAAUCUCGGUGGUUUUGUGAUGUUCGUCCGUGUGUGUUUGUGUACAUCGAUGUGGAGGGAGCAGAGUUUUGCCCGUUUCCUCGUUGACGGCGUAGGAUUUUUUGCGCCUGGACGUGUUAUCAUGUAGUUCAGCAGAGUACUUUCGCUGACGCGUAUCGUAAUAAAAAUACAGUUAUUGUUGAAAUUGCAUUGUUUGCGAGAUCUUUGGAUUACAACAGUCAACAGUGAAGUGAGGCGGGUCGGGUCCUAUAAGUUAUUUAAUCAUGCCAUGCGAAGUGCCCUGAAUCGCUUGGAACAGGUUGUGUCGUGAGUCGUCGCGAGUCGUCGCGUGUGUGCCAAUUUCGCGUUGUUAUUGAGGGUCCAGGAGGAGCUGCACCGGGUAGCAAGAUGGCGGGGUCCCUAACGUGGUCGUGUACUUGUUGCCUGCGGUUCAAGUUCAGCCCCGAGGAGAUCGAGCAGCGGUACAAGAGCCAGGAAAUAGAUCGCAUGCUGGAGAAGGAUCGGCAGGCCUUCCGCAGGCAGGUCAAGUUGCUGCUCCUCGGGGCCGGGGAGAGUGGCAAGUCCACCUUCCUCAAGCAAAUGCGGAUUAUUCACGGGAUCAAAUUCGAGCCUGAACUUAUAAAAGAGUAUCAACACAUUAUUUAUCAAAACAUUAUCAAAGGAAUGAAGGUUUUGGUAGAUGCUCGUGAUAAAUUAAACAUCCCUUGGGAAAAUGCAAAGAACUACGAUAUCGGUUAUCAAUUGCUGAAGUUUGAAAACACAAUGAUUCUAGAUGCCAGAUUAUUUCUUCACUACGUACCAUCUUUGCAGAGCCUCUGGAAAGACAGUUCUAUUAGACGGGCAUUUGACAGACGAAGAGAAUUUCAGCUGAGCGACUCCGUACAAUACUUUCUGGAUAACCUAGACAGGAUUGCUCGAGUGGAGUAUACACCCACUCACCAGGAUAUUUUGCACUGUAGAAAGGCAACUAAAGGAAUAUCAGAAUUUGUUGUGCCCAUCAAUAACAUCCCAUUUCUAUUCGUUGAUGUUGGAGGUCAAAGGUCUCAGAGACAAAAGUGGUAUCAAUGUUUCGAUUGCGUAACAUCGAUAUUGUUUCUUGUCUCUUCAUCAGAGUUUGAUCAAGUUCUACUCGAAGACAGGCGGACCAACAGACUUGAGGAAUCUAGGAACAUAUUUGACACGAUUGUUAACAAUAUGAUUUUUGGCAACGUCUCAAUUAUUUUGUUUCUGAACAAAACGGAUCUUCUUGACAAAAAAGUGAGAUCACCGGAUACCGACGUUCACUGGUAUUUUCCACAAUUCAAGGGUGAUUCACAUUCCAUGAAAGACGUGCAGAGCUUCAUAUUGGACAUGUUUGUGUCGGUGAAAAGGGACCCAAGGAAGCCACUCUUCCAUCAUUUCACAACCGCAGUCGACACGGAGAACAUUAAAGUGGUUUUCAAUGCAGUGAAGGAUACAAUUCUCCAUCGUAAUCUGCAAUCACUCAUGCUGCAGUAAUGCUGACUCUCGUGGAUCGGUCAAGCCUGCCAUCCAAUUAACUGUCAAAGAACACUGCGAGGAGGCAUUUUGUAAUUCUUUACAAACACCACAAUACUGAUUAGUAGGUAACUUAAUAAGACAAUAUAUUUAACAAUUUUAUAAAAUAAGAAUCUUACCUCCUUAAAUGUUGAAUUUUCUCACAGCCGUUUAGGGAGGUAGCAUACUGCCUAUAAAAUGUGUAGACUGAAAAAUUUGAGUUUUUACACUCAAGAAAUAUUCUUCUAUUCUUUUUUGAUGCCAUUGAUUGGUGGAAAUUUGUGCUUAGAGAUUUAUUAGUGAAAAAUAUGUCGAACGGACAAAUGUCUUUAAAUUGUCAUUGUCAUUGGCAUUGUAUUAAAAUUACAUUACAAAAAGUGUUAUAAUUAAUAUAUAUUGCUGUCAAUAUAUAUUAAAACUUUCGUUUCGAAAGUACUUUACUGUUGAGACUUUGUACUGUAGUUUUAAUAGAUUUUGAACAUUUAAAGUAAUGGCAAAGUUAAAUGCGGCGCGGCAAAUUGGCCGCAUUUCAUUAUAAAAUGUAAAUAGUCAUUUGUAUUUUACUUUACACGUUGUCAAUAAUUUUUGAUAAAGAAUUUAUACACGUAUUUAUGCUUGUAAGAAUUAAACCUUAUUAAAAGAAGAAGAAGAAGAAGAAGAAGAAGAAGCGUUGCUUGGAUUCAUUUUGUAUGAUAAAUAUUUAAUCCGCGUGAAUAAAUAGACGGGCCAAUGGUUCGAAGAAAAUCUGCAAAUACAUAAUUUAUUUCUUACUUAAGGCUUUGUCUUUGUUAACUAUUGCUACGUAACAAAGAAACCAAAUACUAGAUCCAUGCCAUAAAACCAAAUGAAACUAACCAGUUUGUGUUCAACUUCUAAUGAACAAAACUUUAUUCCAGCGAUUUAAACUCUUACUUUUCUCUCCCUCAAACUACGGCUUCUUUUUAAAUGCUACGCAAGUUUUCCUUUAAUUUCUUAUCAAAAUAUGUAUAUUAAAAUAGCAGCUCAAUAUUUGAGUAUAGUAAUAUUUAAGUUCUUCCAAUAGGUAAACGUGCCAUGGAAAAAAGUCUAAAGACUUUCAAUUUCUGUCAGGAAUUAAAAGUGUGAAAUUAAUUAUAAAUAUUUGUAAAUAUUCCCACGUUACAUACAUGUAAUUUAUUAUUAGAAAUUAUUUCGUCUUUCUUUUAAAAUAAUCGUGUUUCAUUAAGAUUCAUUUUUUCUUCAAUAUUCAUUUAUCCAAACAAGUUGUUGCCUAACAAUUUUUUUCCAAUGCGUAAUAAAAAAUAUUUCAUUAAGAUUCGAAAAUGGGCAAAAAGAAAAAAAUAUUAUUUGAAUAUUAGAAAAGAAUUAAAUUUCUAUAUACAGAGUCUGAUAAUAAUUUUGUCUCUCGAACGAUUCAAAUAAAAAUUAUUUAAUUCGGUGCAUGUUGCGUUUUGUUCUUUUAAAAAAUUAUUAUUGUUUUAAAUAAGAAUUUGAAAAAUUUCAAACAGUAUUUAUUACUGUAAAUGACGAAAAAAAAAGUUUUAAAAUUUCUCUUAAAGUGAUGAGGGAUUUUACAAAUAAUUAGCUUAUAAAAAUGUAAUUUAUUCCAAUUUGCAAAAACUAAUCCUAAUAGGUAGAACUUGAAAUAUUAAAAUGUUAUUUCAGUCCAACAGGCUUUUCUUUGCAAUUUUUAAUGAUGAUAUAACUUUUUUCCACUAAUAUCUCUUUUUGAAAAGUAUAAUUUUCAAUUUUUAACAAAAGUACACUACUUUUUAAUGCAUGAACAUAAAAAUUUUAAAAAAAUUCAUCAUUUUGAUUUUUUUCUGAAUCAAUAAUAUUUGGUAUUUCAAGUUAUAUCCAUAGAGAUUAAAUUUUGUAUAAUUUUUUACACUUCAGUUUUGUUUUAGUCAAUUUGUAUAUAAUUAAUGAAAAUUUUAAACUUUUUAAUGACUUAAUAUUGUGAAAAAAUUAGAGACGUUCAAGAAGCUCUAAAAAAUUCUAUCCGUUCCGAAUCAGGCUUUAAUUCUAAAUCCUCUAUUUCGUAUGUCUUGUGUUCUACGAACAAAAAUAUAUUUGAAACUACUCUGAUAUCAAAAAUUAAAAAAAAAUUAUAAAUAUAAAUUACAAUCAAUUUUGCUCUAUGAAAUUGUGUGUAAUAUAUAUAUACUUUUUUAAGUAGAAUCAUUAUUUUUUAUAAUUUGUAUGGAAACUAAUUAAAAAUUAGCAUAAUUUUUUAUUGUAGGACAAAAUUUCCAAUCCAAAAGUUCUAAUUAUCAAAAUAAUUCCAGUAGGGGAGAGGUACGCACGUUGAGACGGCUUCUGUUUUUCAGUUAUAAUUUUUAAAAAACAAAAUUUAGCGAAAAAUUCGAAAUGCUUUCUUAAAAGUAUCAUCCAGGGCUACAACAUUGCCAAAGAAAGUUAUUUUUUUUGGACAAAAUUGAAAAAUUUAUAGCUGAUUUUUUAAACAUGUUAUUUUUGACCAAAAAAAAAGUGGUACGCACGUUGAGACACCCAUAGUAAUUUAUUUUAAAUUGA
Molecule: messenger RNA, 4296 nt
Organism: Leptopilina heterotoma
Lineage: Eukaryota; Metazoa; Arthropoda; Insecta; Hymenoptera; Figitidae
Gene: cta
Product: guanine nucleotide-binding protein subunit alpha homolog
Exons: 5
Coding region: 655-1764 (369 amino acids)
Biological process (GO): Rho protein signal transduction; adenylate cyclase-modulating G protein-coupled receptor signaling pathway
Cellular component (GO): brush border membrane; heterotrimeric G-protein complex
Molecular function (GO): G-protein beta/gamma-subunit complex binding; D5 dopamine receptor binding; guanyl nucleotide binding
Source: RefSeq, a predicted model, not a curated record